This is a messenger RNA of Dissoconium aciculare CBS 342.82, 667 nucleotides long. RefSeq names its product NEDD8-conjugating enzyme UBC12. The record is from RefSeq and is a predicted model, not a curated record. Gene Ontology annotation, cellular component: nucleus. NCBI's taxonomy places the organism in Eukaryota, Fungi, Ascomycota, Dothideomycetes, Mycosphaerellales, Dissoconiaceae. The transcript has 2 exons. Gene Ontology annotation, biological process: protein neddylation. Bases 105 to 518 code for a protein of 137 amino acids. Gene Ontology annotation, molecular function: NEDD8 transferase activity.
AGCAGAAGAAUGAGGCGGCAGCGGGCCAAAGCAAAAAGAAGAAAGUCACAGCCGCACAACUGCGCGUACAAAAAGAUCUCUCCGAGCUCUCCCUGGGGAGCACCAUGACCACCGACUUCCCCAACCCCGACGACAUCCUCAACUUCCGGCUGACCCUCACACCGGACGAAGGCCUGUACAAGUCCGGGACUUUCCUCUUCACGUUUGCGAUCCCGGCCAAUUUCCCGCACGAGCCGCCGAAGGUCAAAUGCACGCAGAAGAUCUACCACCCGAACAUCGACCUCGAGGGGAACGUCUGCCUGAACAUCCUCCGCGAAGACUGGAAGCCCGUGCUCAACCUGAACGCCGUGAUCGUCGGGCUCCAGUUCCUGUUCCUGGAGCCCAAUGCGAGCGAUCCGCUGAACAAGGAGGCGGCGAACGACCUCAUGAGCGAUCGGGAGCGGUUCAAGAGGAAUGUCCGGGCCGCGAUGCAGGGCGGUUCGGUGAACCGGGAGACUUUUGAGAAGGUUGUUCAGUGAGAUCGUGGAGGGAAAUGAUGAGGGAGGGAAUAGGCAACGAGUCCGAGGUGGGAUACCUGAGGUAUAGGCGGGCUUUUCGGACAAGAGGAGGCAUCAUAUACAUGUGUGGUUUCGUCCUGCCGAGGAGGUGGAAAACAUGAUGUGACGAG